AUAAUAAUUAUAUACCUAAAAUUCUAAACAGAAACUUUAAAAAAUUUAAGACACUGUUGCCGUCUAGGCUAGACACCAAACGCUGCUAAGCAUGUAUUAUUUAUAGAAUGAGAAACCACUACCCAGUAACUCGCUACUUAAAACAAUACCAAAUAUUUCAUUGCACCUUCAAUUUCUACUCAUCAGUAAUAUCACCUCUCUUUGAUUCACUAGACCCAUAUUUCCAACCCAACAUCAAGAAGCGCCAAUUAGCUAAUUUCUUAAGAUCACUCACACAAAACAACCCAGUAUCACACUACAAGCAAAUCCAUGCUCAAAUUAUAGUUUCAAGCUUGGAAUUUGAUACUUCUAUCACCAAUCUGCUUCUUAAUUUGUAUGCAAAGUCUGACUUUUUAUAUCUUGCUCGCAAAUUGUUUGAUAGAAUGCCUGAAAGAAACUUAAUUUCUUGGUCUUCAGUAGUUUCUAUGUAUUCCAAACGUGGUUUUAGUGAGGAAGCUUUGUUGGUGUUUUUGGAUUUUAAAAGGUGUUGCAAUGAGAAUCCUAAUGAGUAUAUUUUAGCUAGUGUUAUUAGUGCUUGUGUACAAGUUGGUGGUAGUAUAGAUAAACAAAUGCAUGGUUUUGCUGUUAAGAGUGGCUUUGAUCGGAAUGUUUAUGUGGGUACCUCUUUGGUUGAUUUGUAUGCAAAGGGUGGCAAUAUUGAUGAAGCUAGACUGGUUUUUGAUGGGCUAUUGGAGAAAAGUGCAGUUACUUGGACAACAAUUAUUACUGCUUGUGUUAAAAGAGGGAGAAGUGAGGUGUCAUUGCAAUUGUUUAGCCAGAUGAGAGAAACGAAUGUUGUACCUGAUGGUUAUAUACUCUCUAGUGUUUUAGGUGCGUGUUCACAACUUGAGUUUGUUCAAGGGGGCAAGCAAAUUCAUGGUCAUGUUUUGAGGAGGGGAAUAGAAAUUGAUGUUUCAUUUGUUAACGUGCUUAUAGAUUUUUACACCAAGUCUGGUAAAGUACAAUCUGCUCGGAAGUUAUUUGAUGGAAUGGCAGACAGAAAUGUAAUUUCGUGGACAGCGAUGAUUGCCGGAUAUAUGCAGAAUUCUUUUGAUAGGGAAGCUGUGAAGUUGUUUAUUGAGAUGACCAGAUUGGGUAGGAGGCCAGAUGGGUUUGUUUGCACUAGCAUUCUCACAUCAUGUGGUUCACUUGAGGCUCUAGAAUUAGGGAGACAAGUGCAUGCUUACAGUAUCAAGGGUAAUGUCGAGAGUGAUAUUUUCCUGCAAAAUGGUUUGAUUGAUAUGUAUGCAAAAUGUGGUUCCUUGAAUGAUGCAAGAAAAGUUUUUGAUGAUAUGACGAUACGUAAUGUAGUCUCUUACAAUGCACUAAUUGAAGGAUACUCAACACUUGAGCAGCUAUCAGAAGCUAUGAAUCUUUUCCGGGAGAUGAGGCAUGGGAUGCUCUCACCAAGCUUUUUAACAUUUGUGAGUCUUCUUGGGGCAUCAGCUACAUUAUCAGCCUUGGAAUUAGGCAAGCAAAUUCAUGCACUCAUUACUAAAUUUGGCAUUUCAAUGGAAAUAUUUGCGGGAAGUGCCUUAAUAGAUUUUUAUUCAAAGUGUUCAUGUCUGAUGGAUGCCAGACUUGUAUUUGAUAAGAUGACCGAGAAAGACAUUGUAGUGUGGAAUGCAAUGCUCUUUGGCUACACCCAACAGUUGGAAAAUGAGGAAGCUCUUAAACUUUACACCGAAUUACAAAUAUCUGAACCAAAACCCAAUGUUGUCACUUUUGCAGCCCUUACUACAGCAGCCAGCAACCUAGCCAGCCUGCAACAUGGCCAACAAUUCCACAACCAUAUCAUCAAAACAGGUCUAGAUUCGCAUCCAUUCACGACAAACUCCCUUAUAGACAUGUAUGCAAAAUGUGGAAGCUUAGAAGAUGCUCGAAAGGCAUUUGGUUCAUCAAUUAAGAGAGAUGUGAUCUGUUGGAAUUCCUUAAUCUUGACAUGUGCACAUCAUGGAGAAGCAGAAGAAGCUCUAAAGAUGUUUGAAGCAAUGAUAGAAGAGGGAAUAAAUCCCAACUAUGUGACAUUUAUCGGUGUCCUUUCAGCUUGUAGUCAUGCAGGCCAUGUCAAAGACGGCCUUCAUUACUUCGAAUCAAUGCCUAAGUUUAGCAUUAAACCAGGGACUGAACAUUAUGCUUGUGUAGUUUCACUUCUGGGUCGAUCUGGUAAACUAUACGAAGCGAAAGAGUUCAUUGAGAAAAUGCCAACAGAGCCAGAAGCAGUAGUAUGGAGGAGCUUGCUCAGCGCCUGCAGAGUUUCUGGUAAUGUCGAAUUGGGGAAAUAUGCAGCAGAAAAAGCAAUUUCAAUUGAUUCAACAGACAGUGGUUCGUAUACUUUACUGUCAAAUAUAUAUGCAUCAAAAGGAAUGUGGGUAGAUGUCAAAAAGGUGAGAGAGAGAAUGGAUAUUGCUGGGGUAGUGAAAGAAGCUGGACAUAGUUGGAUAUAAAUUGCAAGAGAUAGAACUCAUUGUAAAACAGAAGUAAUCUAUUCAGUUCUACAUUAUUUGAUUCUGCAUAUCAAAGGGGUAGAUUAUGUGCCUGAUGCUUCUACUAAUAAUACUCCUUUUAGAUGACUAA
Molecule: messenger RNA, 2616 nt
Organism: Ricinus communis (castor bean)
Lineage: Eukaryota; Viridiplantae; Streptophyta; Magnoliopsida; Malpighiales; Euphorbiaceae
Product: pentatricopeptide repeat-containing protein At4g39530
Exons: 1
Biological process (GO): RNA modification
Molecular function (GO): RNA binding; protein binding
Source: RefSeq, a predicted model, not a curated record